GAGAAUUCUGCCUAAAAUUAUCAUAUGAAAUGUUGAGGUGCCGAUACAAUUGAGCUAAAACCCACAUGCGCCGACCAAUCCAGCUCAGUCGAAUGAAGUGUUGCAAAGCGCGCUCUCCACCAGCCUAUCCGACCCAGAGCGACUAGGGCACCCCACUUCAGAAUCAUCAUGCCUACCUCCGGCCCCUAAAAGCUUGAAUCACCCCAGCACCGUCUUUGAUUCCCAACUAAACCUAUAGGCAACCGUCCCGGAUCAGAUAAUUCACCAUGACAACAACAAAACGAGCGGAGGUGGAGCCGCUCCCCAAAGCCCUCCUCCCCCUCUACCACCGCAUCUACUGCUUCCUCUGGCUCUGGGGCCUCAAACUCAUCGCGACCAUACACACCAUCUACAAGGACCUCAUCCACCCGCCCCCGCCCAGCACCCACCCAACCCUAACCCUGCACCUCCCAUCGCGCCCGACGCUGCAAACCCGCAUCUUCUACCCGCCCACCUACACGCCGGGCCAACCGACACUCCUCCCAACGUACAUCAACCUGCACGGCGGGGGCUUCGCCGUCCACACGGCGCGCUUCGACGACCCCUUCUGCGCCUCCUGGAGCAAGCGCACGGGCAUGCUCGUCCUCAGCCUGGACUACCGCAAGAUCCCGCUGCACCCGUUCCCGACGGCCAUCCACGACGUGGAGGCGCAGAUCCUCGACCUGCUGGCGGACCCCACCGCCCUGCCCAUCGACCCCGCCCGCGUGGUGAUCGGCGGCUUCAGCGCGGGCGCCAGCCUCGCGCUCGCCGUCGCGCAGCUCCCCUCCCUGCGGCGCUCCCUCCGCGCGGCCAUCUGCUACUACCCCAUCGUGGACUUCAGCCACUCCCCGCCGGACAAGAUGCACGCCCGCCCCUACCAGGACUACUGGCGCGAUCAUCUGGGCGACGCCGGCUGGUGGAUCGAUUGGGGCUAUGUCUGUCCCGGCCAGGAUCGGAGGGAUCCCCUCCUCAGUCCGUGGUAUGCGGCCGCCGAGGAUCUGCCGGAAAGGGUGUAUAUGGUUGCGGCGGAGUUUGAUCUGUUGAGGGUUGAGGCGCAGGAGAUGAUUCAUCGGUUGGCCGGGUUGGAGGGCAGGCGGGAUAAGGAGGAGGCAUUUGAGGUGGGUGGGUAUAAGUGGACUAUGGCCAGGGGAUGUAGGCAUGGGUUUACGCAUGGCAGUUCGAAGGGGAGGAGGUCGAGGAGGGAAAGGGUUAGGGAGGAGAUUUGGGAGGAGGCCAGGGGGUGGUUGGUUAGGGGUGGGAUUUUGGGGUAGGGUCAUGGGGCUGUUUGGGGGUUGGUUGAGCUGUGAUGGGGACGUGGUUUGCAUUUUGUUUGUAUAUAGAUUGGGGUGAAGAGUGGAUAUAGAUUUAGAGGGCUGGAUAUAGAGUUAUGAUAGAGCUGAAUGUAGACUGCUGGUAUGCUAUGUUCCUGACCAAAGAUGCAUUCCAGUGAUGCUUUGCCCUGUAAGUGUUGAGACAGACUACAUGGAUUCGUUUCGAUGUCAAUGCAUCUGGUUCUCAAUGUCAUGGACCCGAGAAGUUGUAGAGUAGUGCGAUGGUGAUUGACUCUGUCGCAGUGUGCCGAUGUCGGCCGGUGCUGAUCAGGGUUUUACUGGCCAGAGUGUGGCUGGUGCAGAGUCUGUCUCUUUUACAAAUGCGUCACGUGGUUUGUGGCUAAAUGGCUGUCGGCGAGUCAGUCAGUUGCACCAUGCGUAGGGGCUCA
This is a messenger RNA of Aspergillus fijiensis CBS 313.89, 1738 nucleotides long. Its product is annotated as alpha/beta hydrolase fold protein. The transcript has a single exon. Gene Ontology annotation, molecular function: hydrolase activity. Bases 267 to 1289 code for a protein of 340 amino acids. NCBI's taxonomy places the organism in Eukaryota, Fungi, Ascomycota, Eurotiomycetes, Eurotiales, Aspergillaceae. The record is from RefSeq and is a predicted model, not a curated record.